Dentiscutata erythropus is the source of this 275-nucleotide messenger RNA. NCBI's taxonomy places the organism in Eukaryota, Fungi, Glomeromycota, Glomeromycetes, Diversisporales, Gigasporaceae. The record is from the annotation of a GenBank genome assembly.
GGGCUUGCAUUGGUAUACCACUUUCAUUUCCAUAUUUAAAAGAUCAAAUUGUUGGCCCUGAUCAUCAAAUAAUUUCAUGUGAUCAUAUCGAAGGUUUGAAUUCAUGUAAGGGAGUUUAUAGAAUUUUAAAAUUAUGGACCACUUACCAAUAUCAAUAUAUAAAGGGAUUAUUUUUAACUUGGUUAGAAAAACUCAAAGAAAAAUCAAUGCAACAAAAUGAUAAGAGUGUUAAGGAAGAUACAAUUAAUGAUAUUAAAAUAGUUACUACAGUAUAG